GGUUUAGCAACGUGCAAGUAAGGAAUUGAGAAUCUGACGACGUGACGCUGAGUAGAGAAUUUCAGAGAGAUGGCAUGAGCUCGUGCAUCCGACGACAGUGGCCGAGCAAUUCGAGAAGGAGUGAGGAGCCCGUCGACGAAGAGGCAGCGGCGAUGAAGUAUCGAGAACAGUUUAAGGUUUAAACCGUCGAUUGAAUUUGUCGUGGCUUUCGUGCCAUGCCGUCGGCUGUGGCAGCCAAUGGUGCGCUCAUCUCUAACGAAGAGCAGGCUUGUGGGGCAGAAGUCGAGGGCCAGGCCAAGGGGAGGGCUAUGAGCAUGGUUUGCGAGGAAUGCUGUGAGCAGGAGAGCAAGUAUCGGUGUCCUGGCUGUGGGUUCCGUACAUGUGGCGUUAAGUGCGUCAAGUCUCACAAGGAACGCACCAAAUGUGAUGGAAAGAGGAAGCGCACAGAGUUUGUCAACAUCAAUGAUUACAACGAUAAUUGGCUUAUUUCAGAUUACAAUCUAUUGGAGGAAACACUCAGGCUAGCAGAUUCAGCUAAGAGGCUCCGAGCUCCAUUUACUUCGGGCGUGAGGAAUGAAGUACCUCCUCAAGUGAAAGCGCUGCAGAAACAGGCGAAAGCUCGUUCUACUACUCUUCUGCUCUUAGCACAUGGCAUGACCAAGAGGGCAGUGAAUACUUCUUACUUUGACAAAAGGAAUAAGCGCAUAUUCUGGAGGGUUGAGUGGGUAUUCGAAGGAACGGAUGUUCGACUCGUUGACAGUCGAGUGGACGAGAACUCGACUCUGGAGAGCGUGCUUGCAAAACAUUUGGCCCAUGACGCGGAGAACGUGACAGUGAGGUAUCUCUUGAGGAGUUUUCGCUGGAAGCCUCUCCACGAGCUGGUGUUACUGCUUCCCAAAGAGCCAUGCUCGGCAGCAGAGAAGGAGUACUUCGAACUUACUCUAGGAAACCCUCUGAAGGACCAGUUGGCAGACAAGUCCAUCGUCGAAUAUCCAACAAUUCAUGUUCUCCUCCCCGGUAGUCUAGGCAACUUUGCCUCUGCUAAAAUAUCGAAGGCUGUUCCCCCCAAGGUUUUAGUGCCGGAUGAAAUUGUCGGUGAUAGAAUCCAAGACCCUCAAGAGUUAGAGGGUGUACCUUUCAAAGAGGAAGAUUUUGAGGAAGGAGAGUAUCUUGAGGACGGGGAAAUAAUAUCCUGAUGAGCAUAGUUCAAUUUAGUUUAUCAAAUUUAGGGUAAAGGCGACUACUUUAGGGAGCGUGGGUGGACGGGACGUGACAGCACCUUGUUUUCAACCGGAGGUUCUGUUUUUGUCCGGGGAAAAGGACCUCUGUGACCUUCAUGGGGCCUCCGAGCAUUGCUCUUACAUUUCGUGCAGGGUGGAAGCGUGAGGAUGACCUGUUACCUGGUUGUACAUUACUAUUCGAUGCGAUGCAACAAUAUCAUCACUGGUUUCAAUAUACUCACGCGCGAAAUCUGGGCCUACAUAUAUCUCGCGCAUUCUUUUAGUUUUACAGCGUUUGCCUAGCUGUAGAUCCAGACGUGUCGAAAUGCUUCUUCUGUGAGUAUCAUCAACCUCCUGUUUGGUGAGCCACCACUUCCUUUGACCGACUUCCCACCC
Molecule: messenger RNA, 1616 nt
Organism: Marchantia polymorpha subsp. ruderalis
Lineage: Eukaryota; Viridiplantae; Streptophyta; Marchantiopsida; Marchantiales; Marchantiaceae
Source: the annotation of a GenBank genome assembly